AUGAUUGCGCUUUCUCACCCUCCUGAGUGGCCCCGGCGGAACCGCUCCCAGCGCGGGUGGGGCCGCGAGACAAGUUCCCGAGCCGGUGACACCGGCUCCCCCGGCUCCACAGCGACAGCUCCGCGCCUGUUCACUGAAAACAAGGGCGGGGGAGGGACCCCAAAGGAAGCCGGGCCCAGGGCCCUGCAGUCCGGUCUCCGGCUCGGGCCUCAGCCCAGCGCAGGGACCCGGCAGAGCGGCGAGGUCGAGGUGGGAUCGCAGCGCCCCCUCUCGGGCCGGGCGCAGGCGACGUCCAGCGCCCCGGAGUCGCUGCCCGGUUGCCUGCUCCGUCAGCCCGGGGGUUACGAGCUCCGACGCUACGGACCAGCCAAGUGGGUCAGCACCCGCGUGGAGUCUGCGGACUGGGACUCCGCGGUCCAGACCGGCUUUACCAGGCUGAGCAGCUACGCUCACGGCAGAAACGAGACAGAGACGAAAAUAAAGAUGACAGCUCCCGUGACGACCUGCGUGGAGCCCGGGGCAGGUCCCUUUAGCCAGCCUACCGUCACCGUCUCCCUGUAUGUGCCCUCAGAACAGCAACUUGAUCCGCCCAGGCCCUCGGAGUCAGAUGUCUUCAUUGAAGACAGAGCCGAGAUGACGGUGUUUGCAUGGUCUUUCGACGGAUUCUCUAGUGCCCGGAAGAAUCAAGAACAACUGUUGACGUUGGCAAGCAUUUUGAGGGAAGAAGGACAAGUUUUCGAUGAAAAGGUUUAUUACACUGCAGGCUACAGCAGUCCUUUCAAAUUGCUUAACAGAAACAACGAAGUGUGGUUGAUUCAGAAAAAUGAACCCUCCAAAGAAAAGGAGUGAGAAACGAGAGGAAGCUCCAUUGCCAGGGGCAAAGCUUCUGUUUGCUGGAGACACAGCACCACCUGUGAGUAACCCGUGUGUCUGCCAGCUCUGCCUGAGGGCCCUCCUGUGACUGGCUUAUCCCCAAUGUGCCUCUUCAGUGCUUGAAGCUUCAUCAGACACGCAGAUCAGGCAGCAGGGGGCAGCAUUCUACACGCCCCUGAAUGGGACACCACGCUCUGCAGAGCUUGAUGUCCCCGAGGCUCCAUGUGGAGUUACUCCCCC
This is a messenger RNA of Ceratotherium simum simum (southern white rhinoceros), 1113 nucleotides long. The record is from RefSeq and is a predicted model, not a curated record. NCBI's taxonomy places the organism in Eukaryota, Metazoa, Chordata, Mammalia, Perissodactyla, Rhinocerotidae.